AUCGAACCCGUGUCCCCUGUGUUGGCAGGUGGACUCUUAACCAUUGCGCCACCAGGGAAGUCCCACCUGAUGUGUUUUAUUGAUCUUUAUAUGAUCUUUCCUCAUAGACAUUUUUGACUAAAUGGACCAGUCUUACUAAGGAUAACUUAGAACUUCAGUGGCCGUUACAAGAAACCCUUUAUGUCCCCAAACUUGUUUUUCUCCGAACCAAGUUAGAAGACCAUGGUUACCAGAUUAAACCAUCCACAUAGGGUAGUUAUUUUAAUUGUUAUCUGGAGGCUUCUAAAUGGGUUCAGGAUUAUAAAAUUGCCUCCUUACCAAAUACUGUUUCCAAAUUGAAGCAAAUAAGCAGCUAAAGGUGGAUUUUUAAAAUGUCACUGGCCUCUUUCUUGGUGUGAGCUGAGGUCCCUCCUACCCUUACUGCUCCAUCUCCUUUGUACCUCUAUCUUUGCUGCCUCCUUAUCCCUCCCCUCUCUCUGAACUUCCUUUCUUUCCUGUCACUGAACCCUCACCUGCCAAGCCCAUUAAAACUUCCCUUUCAAAAUUAGACCUUCUGAGCAUCCUGCUAAACCAUAGCAAACUUCCUGUACCCCAUGGGCAAAGGUCAAGCUUAGGGCUAGGGACUGCCCUGGUGGUCCAGUGGUUAAGACUUCACCUUCAUGCAGAGGGGGCACGAGUUCUACCCCUGGUCGGCGAGCUAAGAUCCUACAUGCCUCAUGGCCAGAAAACCAAAAAGCAUAAGACAGGAGCAGUAUUGUAGCAAAUUCAGUAAGGACUUUAAAAAUGGUCCACAUCAAGGAUAUCUUUUAAAAAAAAAAAAAAGGGCUUGGGGUUAUAAGGACUUUCCCAGGGUAACAUGGAUCCUCAUAGAUUUGGUGAGGAAUUCAGUAUCGUAACCCUGAUUUACCAGCUUGGUCCCUCCAGUCUCUAUCAAACAGUCCACAUGCUUGUCUAAAAUAAGUCAAGCCCAGCACUGGACUAAAACAACCAGUUGAGAAAACCCUGAACCAUCUCUUAGGCUCCCUCCCCCAAUUUAAAUUUUGAUUUAUUUAUUUUUAUUUAAUUAAUUAAUUAAUUUUUGGCUGUGUUGGGUCUUCGUUGCUGUGAGCGGGGGCUGCUCUUCGUUGCGGUGUGCGGGCUUUUCAUUGCGGUGGCUUCUCUUGUUGCAGAGCACGCCUCUAGGCGCGCGGCCUUCAGUAGUUGUGGCAUGCGGGCUUCAGUAGUCGUGGCUCGCAGGCUCUGGAGCACAGGCUCAGUAGUUGUGGUGCACGGGCUUAGUUGCUCCACGGCAUGUGGGAUCUUCCCAGACCAGGGCUCGAACCUGUGUCCCCUGCAUUGGCAGGCAGAUUCCCAACCACUGCACCACCAGGGAAGUCCGAUCUCUUAGGCUUAAACGAAACCAACCACCAGCCCUUUUAUGUGAUCAGGCUGGCAGUACAGCCAGAAGCCUGCAUGAAGCCAUCCCUAGAGUCUUCCCCAAGUCCGUGGACUGGAACAAGAUUCAGGCAUGCACCCAGAAGCCUGCUGUAUCUGUCCAUAACUGUUAGAGCAGGCUCCAGAUUGUUUUCAAGGAAAAUUUCAGGCUUCCCACAGAUGCCGAAUCCACCCAGGUGGCUUUUAAUUCCACGUUUGUAUAUGAUCUAACCAAGGACUCACCCUGUUAGUCAAAAGAACCUGUAUAGAAUGGGAAACAGUAUCUACCCUGAUCUUGUCACUUUGGCCACUCAAUUGGCUCGUACCCCAGAAGAUGACACCAAAAGAAAGACAACUCCCGCAGAUGGAGACUCAAAGCAAAUCUGGCCGUUGGAAAAAGGAUUGCUAUAAAUUGAAAUCCAAACACUUGCAACCCUCCAAGAACCGACAGCCAAACCCACCCCAAGGAUGUGACUCAGAGGACACACAGGGACUGUUCCCUGUCCGUCCAUUAAAUAGCCUGGGGAAGACUCUUCUCCAGAUCAGAGACAAGUUUCUUAUAGUAUUAAUUGGCACAGGGGCUGCUCUGUCAGCGCCCAGCCUAACUACAGCGAAACAGUUCCUUCCUCACAGUAUUACAUACGUUCCAAUAGUGGGGACCUCACGCUGCAACAUGUCCCUGUUUCCCAGCCCAUACCUUUUUGUCUGGGGCCUUUGCAAAACAAACACCCAUUUCUCCUCAGCAGUGUGGCUCCUAUACAUGUAUUAGGAUGAGAUUUCCUGGAGAAAUAGCAUGCUGCCACUUUUUCCCUCAAAAUCAACAGUUCAAAUCAACACUUAGGAAGAUUAAACCCCUUUUUGCCUUUAUUACAUUGCAAAGCUAAAAAGACCAAGCUUUGGACUUACCCCACUAUUAACCAGGUACCCCUCCCCCCCACUCUUUGGGCAGAAUCCUCAACAGACAUAGGCAGAAUUCAUAGUGCCUCUCCUAUUAAGACAUACAAUACCCUAUAAAUAAAGAAGUCUUCCAGGACAUAAGUUCUAUCAUAGAAGACGGUAAGGCCGAAGGACUCUUUGUCCCUUGCACUAGUCUUUGUAAUAGCCCUGUCUUACCUGUAAAAAACCCAGCAGCCAAGGAGGGAGAUUUGUGCAGGACCUUUGGCAAUAAACAGCAUUGUAAUUCCUUGCCACCCUGUCACCUGUAAUCCCCACGUGCUGUCAGUGUUCAUCUCUACGGGAAGCAACUUUUUCACUGUGGUCGACUUAGGCAGUAUGUUUUUUUAGUAUUCCUGUUGAUAAAGAGUCAAUAUCUUGCCUUUACCUGGGAAGGACAACAAUAUACCUGGACAGUCAUACGUCAGGGCUUUACUGAGGUUCCUCUUCUGACAGAUUUUAAAGGCGACUUAAAUGAUGUAGAAUUCUCUGGAGGCACCACCUUACUGUAACAUGUAGAUGAUUUGCUUCUUUGCUCGCCCUCCCAAAAUUUCCACAGAGACAUUGUUCACCUGUUAAAGAUCUUAGCCAUUAAGGGAUAUAAGGCCUUGAAGGAAAGACUGCAAUUUGUCCAAACUCAUGUUUGAUAUCUAGGACAUUUAAUCUCAGAAUGGAGACUACACCUAGAUCCCGAUAGGCUUCAAGGCAUUUUAAACUCUCCAAACCCCCAAACCAAAUGUCAGUUACGGAGUUUCCUUGGGCUAGCUGGUUAUUGUUGCAACUGGGUUCCAAACUUCUCUUUAAUGAUUCUGCCCCCCAUAUGCUCCCUUUUGUUGUUGGCCGUGCCACACAGCACGUGGGAUCUUAGUUCCCUGACCAGGGAUUGAACUCGGGCCCCCUGCAGUGGGAGCCUGGAGUCUUAACCACAGACCACUGGGGAAGUCACCUUAUAUGCCUUUCUAAAGAACAGCAGACCUGACCUCCUUUUUUGGGAUGACCAAGAUCGUUUAGCCUUUGAAGGAAAGUUUAAUAAAUCCACCGACCCUUGAAUACCCAAAUUAUCAGCUACCCUUUUCCUUAUUGUUUAUGAGAAGGAAGGGAAUGCCCUCGGGAUAUUUACCCCAAAAUAUGGGGCUAUCACUGACCCCUGGGUUACUACACCCAACGGUUAGAUCCCUGGCCUGAGCAUAUGGCAUGGCUUAGAGCUAUGCCUGCUGCUGUCCUCUUAGUAAAGGCUACCAUCUUUGCACCUCACACCGUUGAGGCUCUCUUGAGUUCACACCACACUCAACACCUUUCAGCAAGCCAUUUUACCCCUUUGAAAUCUUCUUACUCGCUGUGCCCGCGUCACUCCCAUUCAGUGUAACAGUCUCAACCCUGCAACCUAUCGUCCCUCCUCCACUGAUAAAAUUCCCCAUGACUUCCCAUGAUGGCACCUCAUGACUACUUACAGGAAACCUCCUUGAUGAAUCCUGAUCUUAUGUGGUUUACUAAUGGCUCUUACCUGAAAAAUGAAAAUGGUGAAUUUUGUGCUGGGGCUGUGAAGUUAUUGAGGCUGCCGCCCUGACUUUGGCUGCUUCAGGUCAACAAGCUGAAUCACACAGGCAUACCUUAUUUUGUUGUGCUUUGCAGAUAUUGUGUCUUUUGGUAAAUUGAAGGUUUGUGACGACCCUGUGUCAGCGUCGGUCAGCGCCGGUCAGCGCCAUUUUUCCAACAGCGUUUGCUCACUUCAUGUGACUGUGACAUUUUGGUAAUUCUCACAGUAUUAUUGUAUUUGUUAUAGUGAUCUGUGGUCAGUGACCUUUGACGUUCCUACAACUCGCUGAAGACUCAGCUGAUGGUUAGCACUUUUUAGCAAUAAAGUAUUUUUAAAUUAAGGAGAUAAAAACAUUCAGAUGGCAGAUAACAGUUUUUCAGAUGGGGUUCCUUCAGAUUCCUUGGAAGCUGCUAAAAAUGCAAGUAAUACAGAAAAGCUCGCAGACCAGGUGAUGCAGAAUCCUCAAGUUUUGGCAGCUUUACAGGAACGACUUGACAGUGUCUCCCACACUCCUUCGAGCUACAUCGAGACUUUACCUAAAGCAGUAAAAAGAAGAAUCAACGCACUGAAACAGCUUCAGGUGAAAUGUGCUCAUAUAGAAGCCAAGUUCUAUGAAGAAGUUCAUGACUUGGAAAGAAAGUAUGCAGCAUUAUACCAGCCUCUCUUUGACAAGAGAAGGGAAUUCGUCACUGGUGACGCCGAGCCGACAGACGCAGAAUCCGAAUGGCACAGUGAGAACGAAGAGGAGGACAAAUUGGCCGGAGACAUAAAAAAUAAAGCAGUCAUAGCGGAAAAAGAAGCAGCAGCAGCAGAAGAGCCAAACCCAAAAGGAAUUCCAGAGUUCUGGUUUACCAUCUUCAGAAAUGUAGAUAUGCUAAGUGAAUUAGUUCAGGAAUAUGAUGAGCCAAUCCUGAAGCACCUGCAGGACAUCAAAGUGAAAUUUUCAGACCCUGGACAGCCUAUGUCUUUUGUAUUAGAGUUCCACUUUGAAUCCAACGACUACUUUACCAAUUCAGUCCUGACAAAAACGUACAAGAUGAAGUCAGAGCCAGAUAAGGCCGAUCCCUUUUCCUUUGAAGGUCCUGAAAUAGUUGACUGUGACGGGUGUACCAUUGACUGGAAGAAAGGAAAAAAUGUAACAGUCAAAACCAUCAAGAAAAAGCAGAAACAUAAGGGCCGAGGCACCGUCAGAACAAUCACCAAACAAGUCCCCAACGAUUCCUUUUUCAACUUCUUCAGUCCGCUGAAAGCAUCAGGGGAUGGAGAAUCACUGGAUGAAGACUCCGAAUUCACGUUAGCCUCCGACUUUGAGAUUGGACACUUCUUCCGUGAGCGGAUCGUGCCGCGCGCCGUGCUCUACUUCACGGGGGAGGCCAUAGAGGACGACGACAACUUUGAAGAAGGUGAGGAAGGAGAGGAGGAGGAAUUAGAAGGUGAUGAGGAGGGAGAAGAUGAGGACGAUGCCGAAAUUAACCCCAAGAAGGAGCCCAGCCAGCCCUCGGAGUGCAAGCAGCAGUGAGGCGCCGCUCGCUCGUGUGGACAAGUGCUUACGCCUAACUUGUUUUCAAGUGCAUGAUUUUCACUUUAACUUCUCCUUUUACUUUAUUAUUUUGCUUAACCUGUACAGUGGCAACUCAGAUGCAUUUCAGAAAUAGGAGGUUUAAUUCCAGCAGCACGCUCUACGGCCUUGGGUGCAGCUCAGUGGACCCGCCCAGCCCUGCCUUAGGGAGGGCCUCGCAGACCGCUGGGGCGGUGGGGUGGGGGCGGAUCACUUGACGCCGGGGGCACGUGUCCAGGGCGCAGUUCCAAGGUGUGUAGAUCCAGUUCACCCCUCCCGCCAUCAGACGGGAUUCCUGUUUCUUUGGAAGAAACCCACAUGCAGUUUCCAGUUGUCUCGGGAGAGCCGGCCGGGGUUGGCAUUCAUCCUGCUCGCCCUUUGGCUUUAUUUUCCUCGGGGCUGGGGUGAGGGUCGCGGCGCCCACUGAGCCUGAGGCGCGAGCUUGUGUGAUUCAUCUCGUAUUUAUUUCUCUCUCACGCUUGUGAGGGCUUGGGACGUGAGCUGUCCUUCGAGUUUCUGAGACCCUGUGGGCACCAGAGACCCGGUGCCCCGAGCAAGAGUUGGUGGUCCGCCCGCAGGGAAGAAGGCCUCCCUCCCGCCAGCCGUGGGCCAGGGCUGGUUCUCGGGACGCACGGACCACGCUUGGCGCUGAGGACGGGGGGGGUGGGGCUAUGGGCAGAGCCAGGGUUUGCCAGGCUUCGCGGGGAGGGGCUCGGGCAGGAAAGUACAGCUUUCCCACGUAGUGUGUAAAAUGUCUUGCUUUCUCGGUAGCUCCCGUUUCUCAGCCUCACAUUCACCUUGUCUUAAAAGCCCUGGGUUCCGAGCGACCCGUUCUUGGCUGGAAUGUGGGUGUCGAGUGUGUGACCUCUGGCCCCAGGGGCAUCCACGCUGUGGCCAGGCUGUAGACUGCUCAGCCUUACUUAUGAUACAUUUGUAACUGAAUACAGUGUUUUCAAUUUGUACAGACUAGUUAGAAUAUUCUAUUAAAGUUGUGAACUGCGA
Orcinus orca (killer whale) is the source of this 6443-nucleotide messenger RNA. RefSeq names its product nucleosome assembly protein 1 like 4 (gene NAP1L4). The transcript is spliced from 15 exons. The record is from RefSeq and is a predicted model, not a curated record. Lineage: Eukaryota; Metazoa; Chordata; Mammalia; Artiodactyla; Delphinidae. Gene Ontology annotation, molecular function: histone binding; chromatin binding. Gene Ontology annotation, cellular component: nucleus; chromatin. Gene Ontology annotation, biological process: nucleosome assembly. The coding region runs from base 4242 to 5402 and encodes 386 amino acids.